Messenger RNA from Aspergillus clavatus NRRL 1, 987 nucleotides. Its product is annotated as putative mitochondrial carrier protein. The record is from RefSeq and is a predicted model, not a curated record. The transcript has 6 exons. Lineage: Eukaryota; Fungi; Ascomycota; Eurotiomycetes; Eurotiales; Aspergillaceae. The coding region runs from base 1 to 987 and encodes 328 amino acids. Gene Ontology annotation, molecular function: transmembrane transporter activity. Gene Ontology annotation, biological process: transmembrane transport.
AUGCCAGCGGGCAAUUCCUGGAUUAUGGAUGAUGCCACCCGCAACAAACUUCUGAAAAAAUACAAGACCCAGGUGGCUUCGGGGGUUUCAACAAUCUGCGCCACUCUCGCUGUGACUCCCCUGGAGAAUAUCAAAACGCGUAUGCAGACGCACAAUUUUCGAAAUGUCUUCCAAUGUAUCCGCUAUCUCUGGCGUACCGAGGGACCCCGCGGUUACGUCGCUGGAGCGCUACCACCUCUGGCAAGUGUCACGGCAGUUCGUGUUGUGAACUUCUCUACAUAUAACGCGGCCAAGCAUCGGAUCUCCCAGUUCGUUGAGCGAAUCACCGGCGAGGCUCCUCUGACCAUUUAUAACACCCCGGGCAGCAGUCCUACUGCGUCGACCCUAUUCACCUUUACCGCUGCCGGCUGUAUCGCGGGUCUCAUUACCUCCCCACUUGCCUGCCCAUUUGAACUGGCCAAGAAUGUCGUUCAGACGUCUGUCCUAGUUUCCAAUCGUGCCCAGGCGUCCCCCGAUGCCGUCGCGGACCCCUCCCUACGUAACAGACCUCGCCUUGGCACUAUUGAGGCGAUCAGGCAGAUCAUUCGUCGCUAUGGUUUCCGCGGUCUAUAUACAGGGUUCCACCUCCACGCACUGCGCGAUACUAUCGGCUCCGGCUUAUACUUCAAUGUUUACGAGACCGUGAAGCAGGUCGCAGCGAAGGAGCUUGGCCCGGACAAGUCUCCCUUCGGAGGUCCAAUGAUUGCCGGUGCCAUUUGCAGCACCGUGCCAUGGUUUUGCACUUAUCCUCUCGAUACCCGAAAAACCCGCGCCCAGAGCGUUCUGCUUGGCAAGUCCAAGGAGGUGGGCGAGGCGUCGAAAGCUGUCUCCAAAUCGAGCAUGUAUAAAGGCCUGUCCAUCAUCCUUAUCCGGACCGGAGUGAACAACAUGAUUUUGCUGAGUAUGUUCGAGUACAUCAAGAUGCGGAUCAACCAGCUGGACGGCUAG